ACCUACUGGGCCGGGCCUUGAUUUCCCCUCCUGGCUAUUUAAGCCAAAUGGAUCAGAAGCAUUCACACGCCCAAAAGCCCACCACCACCCAACCCGCCCAACGCCACGUCACCGUCUCCCUCCCAACUCCUCGGCCUCGUCGUCGUCGUCGUCGUCGCAGGACGCCGCGGCUCGCGCGCCGGCCGAUUCCGUGCCCCUCCUCGCAUCCUCCGGCGGGAUGGACGAGGAGAAGGCGAGCAAGGGGAGGCCGCUCAAUGCCCCCUGCCUGGAUUUGGACCUGAACCUGGAUCUGUUUGCUGCGGCCGUGCCCGAUCCCGGAUGCGGCGACACGGCUUCGCCGGAGGCGAGCAAGCCGGAAGAGAAGGCGAGCAAGGGGAGGCCGCUCAAAGCCCCCCGCCUGGACCUGGACCUGAACCUGCUUGCUCCGGCCGUACCCGAUCCCGGAUGCGGCGACCUGGCUUUGCCGGGGGCGAGCAAGCCGGGAGAGAAGGCGGCGGCGACGACCAGCAACACCGAUGAGGAGUUAUGUGCCCACUUCGUACGUUUUGAGGAAGACAUGGUACAGUUCAUAUCAAAGCUCAGGUCCUCCAAGUUCGCCGCGAGGUGUGAGCAUUACCUGUGUGAGAACAAGGUGGAAAAGAGCAGUAUCUUGGUGUGCAUCGAUUGCAGCUUGCCUUUCUGCAUUGGGGACGGGACCAUGGACAAGCCGCAGGGACACGCCCGGUGGCACGCCGAUCUGGAGCAGCAUUGUGUCGCUGCAUUGUUCAGUAAACCGGACACUCUGUACUGCUUCAUUUGUGAACGUUGUCUGAAUAUGGAGGUCGAUGACACGGAAUCAGAAAGCGACAGAACGGAAUGCAGACACUUAUUGGACGAGGAAGACGUUACUCUGAUUGUGUCAGAGGUCACCACCUCCAAGAACAUUCCGGCGUGCCAACAUCCCGGGUGUAAGAUCAAUGGGAGGACCCGUAUCAUGGUGUGCACGGGAUGCAACAAGCAUUUCUGCACUAGAGCUGAGGCCAAGAAAAAACCGCAUGGACAUGCCCGGCUGCAUGCGCGGAAGUUUGAACACCAUUGGGUUGGUUUGUGGUACAGUGAUCCAUAUAAGGGGUACUGCUUCAAAUGUGAAUUUGACUUGACCCUCAGUGCACCGACUGUUGAGCAGGGGAUGGUGUUUGGCAAGGAAUUAUUUGGUCAAGAAUCUGGAUUAGUGAAGGGGCAUGGCUGUGUUAUCAGAGGGAUGCCGAAUCUUGGAAACACUUGCUACAUCAAUGCGUUGUUGCAGUGCCUAUUUGUGCUUGGCAAGCUGCGGGCAAGGAUGUUAGCACCAGAUGCUCCUUCGUAUAUCCUUGGUUAUGAACUGAAAGAGCUCUUUCAGGAGGUAAACAACGUUGAUAACGCACAACUCCAACUGAACCCCACGAAGUUCUUUGCUUGUAUUCGUGUUUUGGAUGCACGGUUCAUAAGCAGUGAUAUGCAAGAUAGCCAUGAAUUGCUUUGCUUUUUACUCAAUGAAUUGGAUAAGGAGGAGAAGUCAAUGGUGCCUCCAGUAUCUCCUACAGUUGUUGAUUCCAUUUUUCGUGUUCAACUGUCUGCUACCAUUUCCUGCAGCCAUUGCUCAUAUAAUUCAGUUUCCCAUGAAGUAAUGUAUGAGCUCUCAGUUCCACUGCCAUCAGAGAGGCCUCCGCCAAAAAGUAUUGCAUCGCCACCAAGGGACAUAAGUUGCAUGUCUCGAGAGAAGACUGGUAUCAAACUAUUCCCAGAGGUUGACACGAGUAACACCGAAAUUGUCAAAGCAAUUGCUGAAGGCAGUGUUUCUCAUAUCGCUAGUUUAGAACUGGGAGAUGUGGACAAAGAGAAAACAUCUGAGCCUUUGGAUGGUGGUAAGUUUAUGCAUUGUGUUUCUAAAUAAAAGGAGAGAGAACAUUUUUGAACAGAUAUGCAGGUAUAGAGGGUUUCCCAGACCAUGUACAUCUUUUGAGGAAUAAAUGAAAGAAACAGAGGAGUAUUGUAGUCACACCACCAUUGUUUUUCUCAUCAUAACGAGAAAACGGGCACUUUUUUCGGAAUGGAGCUCCAAUUCUAGUCAAACAGAGAAAAAUUUGUAAGGACUUACUAACACAUGGACUGAAGAAAUAUCUAGUAAACCUUCAGGAUGGCUACAUAAAAGAAGUAUGAUAUUUGAGCACUGUUAGCAUGGCAGAGUUGUUUGUCGUAGUCUAGCAGUUAAGACCUUAGAGUGGAAGACUGUUUAUUUGUUAAGUCCUUGUCUUCAUACAUAAAAUUUUGCUCUAGAAGGUUGGUUUACUUAAUCAAGUAUGGUGAUUCUCGAAGAAAGGCAGCUUCAGAUCGUAGAGAAUGGAGGUUGAUGGUUGUGUGUUGUUGCUGAUGCAGAUAAAUUAUAGCCUUAUAUAUGCUUGAUUCUGCAGAUUCUGUUGAAGUGGAACAGCGCUCGCCAAGUAAGGCUGAUGAUUUAGGGCAAAAUGACAAUGCUGGUUUUGAGAAUACGUCCGGUGAGCCCCAAGUUAGUAUAGAAGCCAAGAAAAAUGCUUGCUCUGUAGAAGGUGCUUCAGAAGACAAGGGGAAAGCUCAGUUUAGCAAUAUGGCUUAUGGCAAGGCAAAGGAUAACGACUCUCUUGCAUCGAUUGAAGAGUGCCUAGCACUAUUUUUUAAAGAAGAGCUGCUGGAAUGGAGAUGUGAUAACUGUUCUGGAGUUUCUCACCAUCUGAGCACCACUGGUAGUAAAGAUGGUGAACAGAUAAUGGCAAGCACCAACGAAAACACAAUAAUUGACAGAGAUCAGACUGUGCAGUUGGACAAGGUAGCACGCCAGAGCGAGCAAUCUAAAAAUUUGGAAAGUUUGGCACUAGAAUGCACUUCAAGUAAGCAACCACAUGGUUCUGAUUCAGAACGUAAAGCUAUGCUCGCAAUGGACAGCAUUACUGAAGGAAUCAACACACUACCUCCUGUCAAGCACACAUACUCAUUGCGCAGCCGAGGUCGACCACCAAGCCAUAACAAAAUCACUUCUGGGAUGAUCCAUGGUGAACAAGACUUGGCCUCUGAUAACAUAGCCAACAAAAAAACUGAUUGCCAUGAACGUGUUCAAGAAGCUGUAUCUAGUUGCCUUCCAGCUGAGGAACCGGACGACCUGUUGAGUGGCCAGGAAAAUACCAGCAGUCUAGAUCAGGGUAAGUGGAAACAAGUAAAGGUGGAUCAUAGUGCAGACCAAGUGGAUGCAAAACAAAAAGAGCGGGAAAAUAGGAAUCAAGGUGGGAUUCAAACUCGUGUUAUUAACAAGCUGCCACCUGUAUUGGCCAUUCAUCUGAAGAGAUCCAAGGAGACUGGUAAAGUUAGAGGACACGUGAACUUUGAGGAGAUCCUUGAUGUAGGACAGUUCAUGGACCCCAGGUAUUGCAUAUUAGCAUUUCUGCAUGGCAAUAUCUAUAUAAGCAUGUGGCAGUUCCAAUAAAUUUAUGAUUCACAUUCUGAGGACAAAGACAAUUCCAGCUAUCACCUAGUCGGUGUCAUUGAACACAUUGGCCCCAGCACCAGUUCAGGGCACAUGGUUGCUUACGUGAGACCAAAUCAAGAGCAGCCUGACGGUGGCACUUCCCCUUGGUAUCGUGCAAGUGAUACCGACAUCAGACAAGUAUCUCUAGAAGAAGUUCUCAAGUGCGAGGCCUCUCUUUUCUUCUAUGAGAGAAUUGGAGGCUAACGUCGAAGGAAGUAAAUUUGUUAGAUUAGCAAGCAUUCUUUGGAUGGACAAGGAUCCAUUCAGUAGACGUCGUGAUCAAGUCCAAUUUUGUUUGCUUUGGCUGAGUCAUUGUAGGACCUGCAAAUUGACUGUAAUACGUUCCUGCCCAGCUGAAUAGAUGGUGGCCGGUGUUCUUAAUCAGCUAGUCUGAUCACAUUCGUAAUCUCCUUUUUUUUUCUCAUGAGGAACGUGUUCUUCUUCCCUGGAAAAGAAUGAAGAAGAACACAGGACUGUACUAAUGCUUGGUAAUGCUUUACACUAGGUAGAAAAUACAACGAUAUUACUACUUGAUAUGUCUUGAGCUUUGGUCCCCCAAGUAUUUUUGGAUGUGCAAGCUAAGCAACAUUGUUUCA
Messenger RNA from Oryza sativa Japonica Group (Japanese rice), 4110 nucleotides. The record is from RefSeq and is a predicted model, not a curated record. NCBI's taxonomy places the organism in Eukaryota, Viridiplantae, Streptophyta, Magnoliopsida, Poales, Poaceae.